UGUGUGUGUGUGUGUGUGUGUGUGUGCAGGACGUGGUGGUGGUGGGCGAGGAGAACUUCACCACUCCCUGCUACAUCCAGAUGGAGGAGGAAGCGUGUCACAUCCUGACGGAGACGCUGGGCACGUACUGUCUGGUGGGUCAGUCGGUCAGCGCCGCCGCCGCUAAGAGACUGAAGCUGGCCAUCUUCGGUCCGGUCAGCUGCACCGUCCUGGAGUACAACAUCAGAGUCUACUGUCUGGACGACACGCAGGACGCGCUCAAGGAGGUGCUUCAGAUGGAGAAGCAGAUGGGAGGGAAGCUGCUGGAUGAACCCAAGUCUCUGAACUUCAAGGACAGCACACACAACCUGCGUCUGUCUCUGCACGACGUCCCACACACUCUCUGGAAGAGCAAACUCAUCGCCAAAUACCAGGAGCUGGCGUUCCAGCAGGUGUGGAGCGGCUCUCAGAGGAACCUGCACUGUGUCUUCACUCUGGAGCGCUUCAGCUCCUCCACACUGGAGCUCUGCUGCAAGCUGUGUGUGCGACAGGUGGAGGGAGAAGGACAGAUCUUCCAGCUCAGCAGCACACUCUCUGAGGACUCUCAGUGCAUCGACACGUCUCUUCUGGAUCCGGCCAGUAACAUCACCACACUGGUGGGUCCCAACGCCUUCCGGAUCCCUCUGUCCAUCCGGCAGAAGCUGUGCGGGAGUCUGGACGCUCCACAGACGCGCGGGAACGACUGGAGGAUGCUGGCGCACAAACUCAACCUGGACAGGUAUCUCAACUACUUUGCCACCAAGUCGAGUCCGACCGGCGUGAUCCUGGACCUGUGGGAGGCGCAGCACUUCCCCGACGGCAAUCUGAACCGUCUGGCCGCGGUGCUGGAGGAGAUGGGACGUCACGAGAACAUCAUGAGCGCCGAGCACUGACACCGUCCCUUGAGAUCGCCGCCGGAUCACUGUGAGCUGCUCUGAACACGUACGGUUCCUGCUGCAGCCGUUUGCUUUUCUGGUUAGUGGUAUCAGUUUCUUAGGAAACGCGACUUCUGCUGUCCAAAUACUGGACCUCCGGCUUCCCGCCGUCUGUCCUGGACAUCACGUGACUCACAUCCGUCAUGGCGGUUGGAGGUACCUUUCUAUGAACACGUGUUGAGAAAUGCCUUUAUUUAUACUCCGCUCUAUAUACAGCAAACACAUCAGAACUGUAAAGUUUAACAGUGUUAUGCUUCUGUUUUCUUUUGGUUAUUAAUUGUUAUAAAACUGAGAGUUCCGCUCCUUGAUUCUGAUUGGCUGAGCCACGUUGGAAGCUGUUGUACAGUGCGCUACAAAGUAACAUACACCUUUGUUUACGUUUGUGUGUUGCUCGGCAACCACUUUGUAACAAACACAACUGAUUCUGAGGAGCUAUAUUGUUUGGUGGAAGAAUACUGUUGUUAUUAACAUCAUCAUUACACUUUAUUUGCUCUGUUUUAUUCUGUGAAACCUUACUAUGUAUAUGAAGUAACCGGUUUAUAAAAGCAAUAAGCACCGUGAAGCUGUGGUUUACAGUGAAUAACGGCCCUUAGCUGUGAUAAAUUCACUGUAAACCACGGCUUCUUGGGGCUUACUGCUUUAUUUUGUUGCAUAGUGAUCUGUGUGUAACCGAAAUGUGGAAGAAAAAGGAAACAAAGGAACAUCUUUGAGCGCUGUAUUGCAGACCAAGCUGCUUCGGGGCUGAAGCGUUUCAGGAAUAGAGUUUAGUGGCCAGAAUUCACAGGUUUCAUCGUCAGUCUCGGAUCCUUUAGUUGACUAACGGACGGACAGCAGCGGAUCGGAAGACGUUCAGGAGAUCGUACGGGAGCGUGAGUGAUGAACGGAUGGAUGCAUGCGGUAAAAUACAAAGUGUACAGAGACCAACUAAACUAAUAGCCAUUGGAGUGUGUUUGUACAUUUGCGUUCACUUCUUGUCCAGAUUUCUAAAGCUGUCUAUGCAAAACCUGCAUCCUUUAUAAAGAAAGUUAUACAUGCUAGCAGUCGCUUUCCAUAGGUCUCAUACGAUUAUUAUAUUUAUAGUGAGGAUGUUACUUAUUCUUUUAUGGCACGUUCAUGAUGUAUUUUGCGAACGCUUGCAUCUCCUCUGUGAAGUUUCUGUACAAAAUGUAAGAAAGAAUUUUUAAAACAAGCAAUAAAUUAUAUUUAUAUGCAACACUGAA
Carassius gibelio (silver crucian carp) is the source of this 2173-nucleotide messenger RNA. RefSeq names its product netrin receptor UNC5C-like. Gene Ontology annotation, biological process: netrin-activated signaling pathway. Lineage: Eukaryota; Metazoa; Chordata; Actinopteri; Cypriniformes; Cyprinidae. The transcript has 5 exons. Gene Ontology annotation, molecular function: protein binding; netrin receptor activity. The coding region runs from base 81 to 911 and encodes 276 amino acids. The record is from RefSeq and is a predicted model, not a curated record. Gene Ontology annotation, cellular component: membrane.